This is a messenger RNA of Lingula anatina, 6202 nucleotides long. RefSeq names its product vascular endothelial growth factor receptor 1. Gene Ontology annotation, molecular function: ATP binding; transmembrane receptor protein tyrosine kinase activity. NCBI's taxonomy places the organism in Eukaryota, Metazoa, Brachiopoda, Lingulata, Lingulida, Lingulidae. The record is from RefSeq and is a predicted model, not a curated record. Gene Ontology annotation, biological process: protein phosphorylation; positive regulation of kinase activity; cell surface receptor protein tyrosine kinase signaling pathway. Gene Ontology annotation, cellular component: plasma membrane; signaling receptor complex.
AGUUCUACAAGAGAAUGUGUCACCCAAAGAACUCCAGAGGCGUGGCGUGUGCCUCCUCAAGCUGCGCGUGCAGAGCAGGCACACAGGGAUGUAUGGGCGUAGUGUGCUCACAAUGCAAACAUUUUGGCCUGGAAAUGAACUUCCAUCACACAACCUCAGUCCAGGUGACAUAGUAGGUAUCAGUCCAUCAUCUGGUGACCCCCGAGUAGAUCAGAUAGCAUCCGGCAUAGUGUCCAAGGUGGGGCAGAGCUCCAUCAGUGUGGCCUUUGAGGAGAGUUUUGACAGUCUGCAGGUUGAGGAUGAUACACAGUACAAGCUGAUCAAAUUAGCCAAUGAUGUCACUUAUAGGAGACUCAAAAAAGCCCUAGAACAACUGAACAAUUACAGGGCAGGAGUAAGUUCACAACUGAUAAACAUACUGUUUGGAAGUGCUGAUCUCAGCAUACCCUACACUGGCAUGUCUGGAAGUGGAGUUAAAGAUCUUGCCUUUAUCAACCCUCACCUAGAUGAGUCCCAGCAAGCUGCUGUGGAGUUUGCAUUAAAUCAGAGAGAGGUGGCAGUGAUACAUGGACCCCCAGGGACAGGAAAGACCACCACAGUUGUAGAGAUCAUACUGCAGGCUGUCAGGCAGGGGAUGAAGAUUUUAGCAUGUGCUCCUUCCAACAUUGCUGUGGAUAACCUUGUCGAGAGGAUAGGUGGUGCUGGUAAGGCUAAAGCAGUUCGUCUUGGCCACCCAGCAAGAAUAUUACCAGGUAUUCAGAAAUAUGCUCUGGAUGCCAUCUUGGCUACAAGUGAGGAAACCAAGUUGGUAGAAGAUGUCAGGAAAGAUCUCGAUAUAACAUUGACCAAAAUGAGGCGAACUCGCAACAAGGGGGAGCGACAGUCAAUGAGAGAGGAGAUGAAGUAUCUGAGGAAGGAGCUCCACCAGAGGGAGACUGCUGCUGUGCGAGAGAUCCUAAAGAGAGCAGAUGUUGUGCUGGGGACCCUGACCAGUGCCACCGAGGAUGGACCCCUGAAACAUUUAGAUGACCAACACUUCGACCUAGUUGUCAUUGAUGAGUGUUCUCAGUCCCUAGAAGCUGCCUGCUGGAUAGCUCUUCUGAAGGGACCGAGGUGUAUCCUGGCUGGUGACCACCAACAACUGCCUCCCACCAUUAUUUCACACAAGGCUGCCAAGGGAGGUCUUGAGGUCACUCUAAUGGAGAGAGUCCUGAAGCUUCAUGGAGACAAAGUGAUGAGAAUGCUGACAAUGCAGUACAGGAUGCAUGAGCUGAUCAUGAACUGGUCAUCAGAACAGCUGUACCAUGGGAAACUGGUGGCUCACGAGUCUGUGGCCAAACACCUGUUGAAAGAUUUGCCAGGGAUAGAGACCAAUGAGAAUACCACUUUACCUUUGUUGCUGAUUGACACAGCAGGAUGUGAUCUCCUGGAGCUAGAGACCUCAGAUGAAGUUUCCAAGGGAAAUGAAGGUGAAGCUGGCUUGGUAUCUGCCCAUGUGGAAUCUCUGAUAACCAGUGGACUGUCAGCAGAGGACAUAGCAGUGAUAGCCCCUUACAAUCUACAGGUUGAUCUUCUCCGUCUUCGUCUGUCUGCCAAGUAUCCUAAGUUAGAGGUCAAGUCAGUGGACGGGUUCCAGGGCAGGGAGAAGGAAGCUGUGGUCAUUUCAUUGGUCAGAUCUAACAACAAAGGUGAAGUUGGAUUUCUAGCUGAAGACAGAAGGAUAAAUGUAGCCAUAACUAGAGCCCGGCGCCAUCUAGCGGUGAUAUGUGACAGUGAAACAGUCAGUCACCGUGCUUUCCUUAAGUCCCUGGUGGACUACUUAAACAAGCAUGGAGAGGUUAGAAGUGCACACCAGUACCAGAAUGAGCUGGACCUGUCUAGUCACUAUGAACUUCCAGAACACAUUCAAUCAUCCAUGACAAAAGCAAGCUCUGGAAACGCACACAAGGAACAGAAAGAAAACAGUGGUGCAAGACCGAAAGCAAAUCAGGCAAAGAAAAAGAAGGAAAACAAAAGACCAGGGACUGCCUCAGAUACUGCUGGAGCAAAACCUUAUCUGAGUGAAAUCAAACAACCUACAGAUGAAGACAAAGAAGAGUUGUUGACUAGCAUAGAGACGGAAAUCAUGGACUUCAUGGCUGACCAGAACAGGACAGAGCACAGUUUUCCAUCCUCAUUGUCUUCAAGGGGAAGAUUUGUUGUGCAUGAGAUAGCAGAGAGAUUGGGUAUCACCCACAUCAGUCAGGGAGAAGGUCAGUCAAGGCACAUCAUGAUUAGCAAACAACCACCUGCUGUCUCAACAGAAACACAAAGAAGUGACAGUGCCCCAAGUAAUGUGCAAAGAGAGAAGGACAACAAUGGUGUAGGAACCCGUGGUCAAAAUAAAAAAGAGAAGAGAGACGAGGAAUUCUGUAACAAUCAUCAAAGUCUCUCUUUGUGCUCUGGACCAGAUGAAGCAAUACUACAAUUUGAAGAUAAAGCACCCACCAACCCCCCUACCCCAGUAAUCCAAAGCAACCAGACCCGCCACAUGACUGGCAAAGACAUCCAGCUUAGGUGUAUAGUGCUGACAUCUGUUGGCAGUACUGGAAACACCCUAGAAUGGAUCUAUCCUAAUAUGGAUGAGAGAUCCAGUCGGAUAACACAAGUAUCAGAGCAGCAUACAAUAGAGAAUGGAGCAUUCCAGUACACCAGGCUAAGGAAUAACUUGACAAUCAGUAAAGCCAUACCCACAGAUGCUGGGGUCUACACAUGUCGUGUCACCACAUUGAUUAACCAGCUGACUGCUGACGACACUAUCAGCAUAGAUGUUUUUGACUCCGCUUUUGCAAACCUUCGUCCAGAGAAAUCAGUAGUAGAAGCAGACCUGAAUCAGGAUCUUGUAUCCUUGAAUGUAAUAGUGGAUGCUUACCCUCCACCACAGAUAUAUUGGAAGAAAAAUGGGCAAACGAUUGGUAGACGUUUACCUAAGUAUGAACCAAGGCAGAAUGAAGAUAAGGCCAGCUUACUGAUCUUUGGUGUAAGGAGAGAUGAUGCUGGAGUCUAUACGGCACAUGCCCCAGUAGGUGGGAAAGAGGAGGCCACCUCUGUCACCUUGCAAGUUAUAGAGACUCCAGAGACAUCCAUCUUGAAGCAGCACACAGAAACCUUCUACAAACCAGGGAAGGAUUACAUCCUGGAAUGUGCAGUACAGGGGUUCCCAGUGCCAGAGAUCGUGUGGUGGUGGGCAGGGUGUAAAAGUUUGGGAUGCCCAGAGACUGCUUAUAUGAUAGCUAACAGCAGCAGAAACUUCAGGGGAAUAACAAAAGAAUCACACAGGAGUUUCCUGUCCCUGAAUGCUGUGGAGUCUGGAAAGUUUUCGUGCAGAGCCAGUAACAAAAAAGGAACGAGUGAGAGCACAGAAAUAGUUAUUGUGUCAGAUGCAGAGAAUGGAUUUGAAGUAAUCCGGAGUUCAGAAGUCCACAUAGAGGGAGAUAUGCUUACUGUCAGUUGCCGUGCCGCCAAGUACUGGUAUAGUGACCUAGCAGUGGAGCAGGAGAACGGGCAGCCAUUGUUGAGUGAUGCUAGGAGAAGAGUUAGUAACUCAAGCACCAAGUAUUCCAAUGAAAUCACUGUUACUAUAGAUUCCCUCUCUCUGGAUGAUACUGGUGUCAUAAAGUGUGUGGCCUUAAACAGCUCUCGUAUCAGGCACACCGUGGAUGCAGAUAUCAUUGUACUAAGUCUGAAGCCCCCUGUUUUCACCAACCCGCUGGCUGGUGUGAACACUGUGGAAGCCAGUGGUGUCUAUAAGCUGGAGUGCAAGGCAAGCGGAUUACCAAACCCUGUCAUCACUUGGUUCAAAGAUGGGAAAAACUUCAGCUCUGACCUAAAAAGACCCGGAGUGAAGUUUUCUAGUGAAAAUACAAAAAUCACCAUAGAGAGAGUUAGUAGGCAUGAUGCUGGCUUGUAUGAGUGCAGGGCAACCAAUAGAGCUGGAAGUAUCAUCAGUAACCUGACACUCCAAGUGGAGGGCGACCCAAUUCCAGAUGAUAUUAUCAAAAGAGGCGGAUUGUUGUCAGCCCAGCAGACGGGAAUGAUUGUGGGCAUUGUUGCCGCUGUGUUGCUCCUGGUCAUCAUCAUCCUGGUCAUCUGUGUGAUGAGGAGAAAGAAGAAACAGAGGAAGGAGCUACCACUGUUGAUGGACUAUCUCCAAGAUCAACCAAGACACGAUUUUAAUCCUGACAUUCCGAUAGAUGAACAGACAGAGUGCCUGGCAUAUGACCCAAAGUGGGAAUUCCCCAAAGAGAGGCUAAAGUUAGGAAUGGUGAUAGGUCAAGGUGCCUUUGGUCGAGUGGUCAAAGCAGAAGCCAUGGGUAUUAAUGACACUGAGGGCCCCACACCAGUGGCCAUUAAAAUGGUCAAAGAUUGUUAUGACUCCUCCCAGAUCAAAUCUCUGAUAUCAGAACUGAAGGUGAUGAUCCACCUGGGCCACCAUCUUAAUAUACUGAAUGUCCUGGGGGCUGUCACCAAGAAUAUUAGACAAGGAGAAUUUUACGUCAUUAUGGAGUUUUGCACUUUUGGCAACCUGCGCUCAUAUUUGAUACAGAAUAGGUCCCGUUUCGUAGACACCAUGAACCAAUUAACACUGGCCAAUGAGGGCUACUUAGAACCGGUCAGUAUAACUGGCCCAUCAUCUACGGGAUCAGCACAAAACACGCUGACAGGGAUCAAUUCAAGGGACAGUGUAAGAGGAGGAGCUUCAUUGACAGAUCCAGGUGCUGCCUCUGUGACAGCCAUUACAGAGACUACAGGGGGAACUGUGGCAGCAGAAAAUUAUUCAAAUAUGAAAAAAGAAGCUGCAGCAGACGGAGAAGACAGUGCGCAAAGCAUUAAGAAGGAACCUAUUCUAACUUCUAAGGAUUUAGUUUGUUUUGCUUUUCAAAUUGCCAGAGGGAUGGAUUAUUUGCACUCUAAAAAGUAUAUUCACAGAGAUUUAGCUGCACGUAAUAUAUUGGUGGCAGAGGACCAUAUAGUGAAAAUCUGUGAUUUUGGUAUGGCUAAAGAUGUAUACAAGUACCAAGAGUACAGGAAGCAGAGCCAUGCACCAGAACCAAUAAAAUGGCUUGCCUUAGAAUCUUUACUUGACAAAAUCUUCACUCCUAAAAGUGAUGUAUGGUCAUUUGGGGUGCUGUUAUGGGAAAUCUUUACCAUGGGAAGCACUCCGUACCCUGGCCUCGAGUUAAAUGAAACUUUUGUAGAUAAGUUAAAAGCAGGUUACAGAAUGCAGAGGCCGCCUAAAGCAUCUGCUGAAAUUUACGAGUGGAUGUUGGACUGUUGGCAUCCCGAGGCUGAAGAAAGACCAUCUGCUGCUGAAUUAGCUGAAAGAUUUGGAGAUCUGUUACAGCAUGAUACGAAGCAGUAUUACCUGGACCUAAACAACUCCUAUGCAGCAGCCAAUGACCCCUACUUGAAGAUGAAUACCAAUGGCUACCUGAGCAUGCAGGUAGACAGCGACAAUCCCAAGUGUAAAGAACUUGCAGAUGAUGAGGAAAACCAGGUGUCAAUGGGUUCAGACGGUAACCACUAUGUGGACAAUGUACGGUGGAAGAAGCCAACUUCCAAGGCCAAGGACGCAAAAGAUGCCUCAGAGAUGGAGCCACUUACAGCAGCCUCUGAAUCCCCUCCUAGGGAUAGCCAAUUAAAGGACUUGAAGGAAGACCUUAUGUACGAGAACAGUGGUAAGGGUUCAGCGUCAGUGGACGUACAUCAACAACAGAGCCCUGAUGUAGAAGAACAUCCACUAAUCUCACGGAAAUCUAAAACCAAACCUGCACCUCCUCCCAAACCACCAGGUCUGUCUCCCAAAUCCUCCCCUAGAACCUCACCAGAAAAAGAAGUUCACAAACCACAACCAAGGCCAAGGUCUUCAUCACCAUGGUUACCAAGGUCUGGCAGCAGUAGUCCUAGUGGUAGUAGUAGAAAUAUAUCGUCUCCCACUGGAGAUAGGUCCCCAUUGGUAUCUAGGCAACCAGAGAGAGAGAUAUCUCCUCCACCCAAAGAUUAUGUCAGUAUAUUCAAGAACAGGGAGAAAGGGUCAGGAGGGUCAAAUGCCUCCAGUGGCUUCCAUGAGGACAUUGAUUCUGAUAUUCCCCUGGAGAGGGCACCGCGACCACCAUCACAAGAACCAGAAUUUUCAAAUGGCUUGAAUGAAUCAGUGGCAUAG